Messenger RNA from Mandrillus leucophaeus (drill), 2133 nucleotides. RefSeq names its product catenin, beta like 1 (gene CTNNBL1). The record is from RefSeq and is a predicted model, not a curated record. Lineage: Eukaryota; Metazoa; Chordata; Mammalia; Primates; Cercopithecidae. Gene Ontology annotation, cellular component: spliceosomal complex. The coding region runs from base 337 to 2028 and encodes 563 amino acids. The transcript is spliced from 16 exons.
ACCAAGCACCCGGCACUCCGCCCUGGACACAGGGGGCGCGCCUUUAAGUUUGGUUUCUUCUUGUCCCUGCUCUCCCCUCCCAUCCCUCCUCUAAGUCUCCGCCCCCGCCCCCUCAGGCUCCAGGCGGAAGCAACCCUGUUCCAAAUGCAGCGCGCUUUACGGCGGCGCGUCCUUUUACCGCGGUGUGGCCGCCUCGCUUGUCGCGCGCACUUUUGCCCUAUUGGCUCUGCGGCCCCGCUCGCCGCACUUUACGGCAGUGUGGCUGGAGCAGCGGCUGACGGGCCCGCGGUCUGGGAGUGAGUGCAGGGAAGCGGAGUAUUUGCUGGGCCGGGUACCAUGGACGUGGGCGAACUUCUGAGCUACCAGCCCAAUAGGGGCACAAAACGUCCCCGGGAUGAUGAAGAGGAGGAGCAGAAGAUGCGUCGGAAACAAACUGGUACUCGAGAACGUGGCCGCUAUCGGGAAGAAGAAAUGACUGUGGUGGAAGAAGCGGAUGAUGACAAAAAAAGGCUGCUUCAGAUUAUUGACAGAGAUGGGGAAGAGGAAGAGGAAGAGGAGGAGCCAUUGGAUGAAAGCUCAGUGAAGAAAAUGAUCCUCACAUUUGAAAAGAGAUCAUAUAAAAACCAAGAAUUGCGGAUUAAGUUUCCAGACAAUCCAGAGAAGUUCAUGGAAUCCGAGCUGGACCUAAAUGACAUCAUUCAGGAGAUGCACGUGGUGGCCACCAUGCCAGACCUGUACCACCUUCUGGUGGAGCUGAAUGCCGUACAGUCGCUUCUUGGCUUGCUUGGACAUGAUAAUACAGAUGUGUCCAUAGCCGUGGUCGAUUUGCUUCAGGAAUUAACAGAUAUAGACACCCUCCAUGAGAGUGAAGAGGGAGCAGAAGUGCUUAUCGAUGCUCUGGUGGAUGGGCAGGUGGUAGCACUGCUGGUACAGAAUCUGGAGCGCCUGGAUGAGUCUGUGAAAGAGGAGGCAGAUGGCGUCCACAACACUCUGGCUAUUGUGGAAAACAUGGCUGAGUUCCGGCCUGAGAUGUGUACAGACGGUGCCCAGCAGGGUCUUCUACAGUGGCUGUUGAAGAGGCUGAAGGCAAAGAUGCCUUUCGAUGCCAACAAACUGUAUUGCAGUGAAGUGCUGGCCAUACUGCUCCAGGACAAUGAUGAAAACAGGGAAUUGCUUGGGGAGCUGGAUGGAAUCGAUGUGCUUCUUCAGCAGUUAUCUGUGUUUAAAAGACACAAUCCCAGCACGGCUGAGGAGCAGGAGAUGAUGGAGAAUCUGUUUGAUUCCCUCUGCUCCUGUCUAAUGCUUAGUUCUAACCGUGAGCGCUUCCUGAAGGGCGAGGGUCUUCAGCUGAUGAAUCUCAUGCUCAGGGAAAAGAAGAUCUCCCGGAGCAGUGCCCUGAAAGUGCUGGACCAUGCCAUGAUUGGCCCCGAAGGCACAGACAACUGCCAUAAGUUUGUUGACAUUCUUGGCUUACGAACCAUCUUUCCCCUCUUUAUGAAAUCUCCCAGGAAGAUCAAGAAAGUGGGAACCACUGAGAAGGAACACGAAGAGCAUGUCUGUUCGAUCCUGGCUUCCCUCCUGCGGAACCUGAGAGGGCAGCAGCGAACCCGGCUUCUGAAUAAAUUCACCGAAAAUGACAGCGAGAAGGUUGACAGACUAAUGGAGUUGCAUUUUAAAUAUCUGGGUGCAAUGCAGGUGGCGGACAAGAAGAUUGAAGGGGAAAAACACGACAUGGUCCGGCGAGGAGAGAUCAUAGACAAUGACAUCGAGGAGGAGUUCUACCUCCGGCGCCUAGAUGCGGGGCUCUUUGUUCUCCAGCACAUCUGCUACAUCAUGGCCGAGAUCUGCAAUGCCAAUGUCCCCCAGAUUCGCCAGAGAGUUCACCAGAUCCUAAACAUGCGAGGAAGCUCCAUCAAAAUUGUCAGGCAUAUCAUCAAGGAGUAUGCAGAGAACAUCGGGGACGGCCGGAGCCCGGAGUUCCGGGAGAACGAGCAAAAGCGCAUCCUGGGCUUGCUGGAGAACUUCUAGAGGCACCUGGGGCCUGCGCAUCAUGGACUGUCUCAGCUUCCCUCCCAGGAUCAGUUUCUACACAACUCUGUGUGGCUUUUGGACAAAUUAAAGCUAGUUUUGGUA